UUGGGAUUAAGAGAAAUAGUUAAAAAAAAGAGUUUCAAUGCAUAUAAUAUGUAUGACGUUGGUUUGAAGGCGAGAACAAAGUGCUUUGCUUCAUUAAAUAAACUAUAAAAGUCGUACAAUUCACUAACACUGUUAGUGUUCUGUAACGCAGACAUUCAUGAAACGCUUUAACAGAAUACAUACAGAAGCCUUUGUGUUACGUUUAAUAUCAGCCUCUUAGUUUAAAUUCGGAACGUGAUCAACAUGAUUGUGAGAGGUUUGGUUGUGGUUUUAAUAUUGCUUAAUUUAAAAAUGGGUGAAUCGAAUCGAUCAGUAUGUGUAACAGAUGGAUGUCAGAAGACUGCUCAGAGAAUACUGGACUAUAUGGACCCCUCUGUCAGACCGUGCGAUGACUUCUACAGAUUUGCUUGUGGUAAAUUCCUUCGCACCGCAGUAAUACAAGAUGAUAAGACGGAAAACAGUUCAUUUGUUCAAGUUCGUGAUGCCAUCAAGGAACCAUUGAGGAAUAUACUUCUCGAGAAGUCGUCACCCACUGAACCACAUCCUUAUAAAUCAAUGAAACGGUUAUAUUCUCUCUGUUUGGAUGAAAAAAAGAUUAAUGCCAGAGGCGUGAGCCACGCUGUCUCCAGACUCCAGAUUGCUGGAGGAUGGCCUGUGCUGGGUAACUGGAGUGAGAUCGGCUGGAGCUUCCUGGACACAGAAAUAAAACUGACAAAUCUCUUCAUCAAUGUUCGUAGCCUCUUUAAGAUCUACGUAACUGAGGAUUUAAAAAACACUAGCAGACGUGUAAUAGAGGUUGACCAGCCUGAAUUAGGACUUGCACGAGAGUUUUUAAUCAAAGGACUGAGUGAUCCUUUAGUGCAAGCCUACUAUAGUUAUAUGGUGGACAUCGCAGUGAUGUACGGAGCAGAAAGAGAAUUAGCUGAAGUAAAACUAAACGACAGCUUGAUGUUCGAGAUUGAGCUAGCAAAGAUAAUGACACCAAAAGAAGGAAGGCGGAAUCAUAACCGCAUGUAUAAUCCAUACGAACUACAAAUGCUAAUGGAAGAUAUAAGUUGGAUUAACUGGAAGGAACUUUUAAAUGGUAUAAUGCCGGUGUCUGUGUCUUUAAGGGAAAACGAGAUGAUUGUUGUUAAAGAAGUUGAAUACUUAAAGAAACUUCAGAAGCUACUUCAGAAAUAUUCCAAUGAAGCAAUAGCCAACUAUAUGAUGUGGAAAUCAGCUCGUGGAAUGGUUUACAUGCUAACCAAUCAGAUGCGAGAGAGAUAUAUGAAGUAUCUUAGCGUUGUUAAUGGAUCUACUAAGAGAGAGCCCCGUUGGAAAGAGUGCGUCGGUAUAACGCUAAGUUUUUCACUGGCCUUGUCGUCCAUUUAUGUAAAGAAAUACUUUGAUGAGACAUCCAAAGAAGUAGCUUUGGGUAUGACCAACAAAAUACGUGAUGAGUUUAUCCAAAAUAUUGAUGAACUGGACUGGAUGGAUGAACAGACUAAAAAGCAAGCUAAGUACAAGGCUUCCCGUAUGGUUUCCCACGUUGGGUAUCCCAAUGAGCUUACGAAUACUACAAAAAUUGAAGAGUUCUAUGAAGGACUGAACAUUAACAAGGAUAAUUACUUCGAAGCUCUGCUUGACUUGUCACGUUGGGAGUAUGACUACAGGUACCGCCUACUGCGAGAGGACGUGAACAGGACAGACUGGAGGAGUCAAGGUCGUAUUACUGAUGUCAACGCACAUUACAGUCCCGCGCAUAAUUCAAUUCAAAUUCCUGCUGGUAUCCUUCAACAUCCCUUCUUCAGCGCUCGAGUACCCGAGUAUGCGAACUACGCCAGGAUAGGGCUCAUCAUCGGCCACGAGAUCACACAUGGAUUUGAUGAUAUGGGAAGCCGCUUUGAUUUCCAAGGUAAUCUUAAAGACUGGUGGGAAAAGGAGAGCAAGGAGAAAUUUAUCAAGAAGAAGAAGUGUAUAAUAGACCAGUACAGCAACUUUAAGGACAAUCAGACUCAACUACACCUGAAUGGUGUCAACACGCAGGGAGAAAACGUUGCAGACAUUGGAGGGUUUAAGAUAGGUUAUCGUGCGUACCAGCGGAUGACACAUCGGUUACCUAAACCCGAACCAGGAUUGCCAAACUUGGAGCAGUACAGUAACGAUCAGCUGUUUAUGCUUAUUAUGGCCAAUAUGUGGUGCGGUGUACAUCGACCGGAUACUUUGAAGAUGAGAAUUAUCACAGGUGUACAUUCUCCAUACGAGUUCAGGACCAAUGGAGUACUAAAGAAUUUUCCAGAAUUUGCAAAUGCUUUCCAGUGCGGCCCAACGGACCCAAUGAAUCCAAAGAAGAAAUGCUCAAUUUGGUGAUAUCAUCAAGAUAUUAAUAAACAUCUAAAUAUAUAAUCUAGAUAAAUCUUAGCUUAAACAAAUCAAUAUACAUUAAUAAUAAAUAUAUAGUUAAUGUUUUUCA
Homalodisca vitripennis (glassy-winged sharpshooter) is the source of this 2455-nucleotide messenger RNA. Its product is annotated as neprilysin-2-like. The coding region runs from base 244 to 2352 and encodes 702 amino acids. Gene Ontology annotation, molecular function: metalloendopeptidase activity. Gene Ontology annotation, cellular component: plasma membrane. Lineage: Eukaryota; Metazoa; Arthropoda; Insecta; Hemiptera; Cicadellidae. The transcript has 14 exons. Gene Ontology annotation, biological process: protein processing. The record is from RefSeq and is a predicted model, not a curated record.